AUGUUCCCAGUUGCUCAUAGCGGCGGCGGCGCGCAGAAAUCCAUGAUUAUGGUCCUUGGACUACCCGUGGACCUCUGCAAAGCUGAGCCAACGGGCGCGCCACAGACGGACAAAGCGAGCACACCCAUUUUCGAGCUCACACUACGCUCACCCACACCCACCCGAAGUGCCCACCAACAACCCACCCAUGCCACCACUACCUCUCGCCAUGCAUCACGCGUGGAUCUGCAUCACGAAAACGAACGACUACAGGUAAUAUAUCCAAAUUCGAUGCAUAUGGGUAAUCAUGCAGGCUUGUCCCGUCCUCUGCUGCUCACUCCGAACAGCUGCAUGCGUCAAAUGCCACCUGCCGCGUUACUAUCAUCGCGACAUCUGGUGAUGGUCUACAUUAGAGAGGCAUCGGAAAGUCGGCGACUAGCUGCGAUGACUACAGUAACGAUAUCCAAAUCGCCCGGCGUCUUGUGCAUGUACAUGUAUUUGGUGAUCCACAGUACAGCAUCGUCCACGCUGACUUGA
Messenger RNA from Dissoconium aciculare CBS 342.82, 516 nucleotides. RefSeq lists its product as uncharacterized. The record is from RefSeq and is a predicted model, not a curated record. NCBI's taxonomy places the organism in Eukaryota, Fungi, Ascomycota, Dothideomycetes, Mycosphaerellales, Dissoconiaceae. Bases 1 to 516 code for a protein of 171 amino acids. The transcript has a single exon.